This is a messenger RNA of Hepatospora eriocheir, 192 nucleotides long. NCBI's taxonomy places the organism in Eukaryota, Fungi, Microsporidia, Hepatosporidae. The record is from the annotation of a GenBank genome assembly.
AUGAACAAUAACAAUCAACAAUUAAACAAUUUAAUAAAUAAAUUUAAUAGUCCACUUAAGACCAAGAGUUUGUUUACAUGGCAUUUUUUAGGUAAUGGUUAUCCUCCGGAGUACCUCACAUAUAUUAAUUUUUUGAUUAAAUUUCUUAAUAAAGGUCUAAUUGAGACUAUAUUUAGAAAAGAAAAUGCAUAA